AUGUCUGCUACUACUCCAAUUAUUUACACUGAUUCAUUAUUUGAAUCCCAGGAUUUAUUUGCUCCAGAACAUUCAAUGGUUCCUGUUGCUUCCCCAGCUAAACCAGAAGUUAUCGAACGCGAAUUGAAUUCAGCAUUAGCUGCACCUGCUCCAGUUACUGCUGUUGCUCCAGUCGCUUCUGCUGCUUCUCCAUCACUCGCUGUUCAUUCAAGUGUACUUGACCUGGUGUUUAGUGCUACUAUGGAUGAAUUAGAUCAAACUCCUAUGUUUGAUGAAUUAGAUUUCAUUGUUGAUGGUGCUAAUGUCAAUUCUAAAGAUGAUUGGGUUUCAUUAUUUGGUGCUGAAGAUUUCUCCACCAAUAAUGAACCUUUACUUUCUUUAGAUGAUGAUGUUAAUGCUGCUAUUGAUGAUGAAAAUAUUUUACCAAAAGAUGAUACAUUAUUGAAUAAUACAUCUGAUGCUACAAUUUCAGCCUCAACCACAUCCAAUUCUUCUCCUGAAGUUUUUUCAACUGCUAGUGCCAGCUAUGCUUCUCCACCAGCUACUACUAUUUCUUGUUCAUCCAAGAGAAAGUAUGAUGAUGUUGAAAAGUCUUUUGAAUUCCAAUCUACUUCCACCAAUACCCAAACUCAAUUAUUCACACCAAAUCCUUCAUCUACCUUGCCUACUCCAUUGCUUGACGUUGGUCGUUCCAAGAAGAAAGCUAAGGUUGACCAUUUGGGAUGUGUUACUUACUCUAAAAAGCAAAGAGCACAACCAUUGAAGCCAAUCACUCUUGAAUCUGAUGACCCAAUCACUUUGAAGCGUGCUAAGAAUACCGAGGCUGCUAGAAGAUCAAGAGCUCGUAAAAUGGAAAGAAUGUCUCAAUUGGAAGACAAGGUUGAAGAUUUGUUAAGUGAUAAGAAGAGUUUGGAAUUAGAAGUUGCUAGAUUGAAAGAGUUGCUUUUGGCUAAUGGUAUACAGCCAUGA
Molecule: messenger RNA, 969 nt
Organism: Hemisphaericaspora subhashii
Lineage: Eukaryota; Fungi; Ascomycota; Pichiomycetes; Serinales; Debaryomycetaceae
Gene: GCN4
Product: amino acid starvation-responsive transcription factor
Exons: 1
Coding region: 1-969 (322 amino acids)
Biological process (GO): positive regulation of cellular response to amino acid starvation
Cellular component (GO): transcription regulator complex
Molecular function (GO): DNA-binding transcription factor activity, RNA polymerase II-specific; RNA polymerase II cis-regulatory region sequence-specific DNA binding
Source: RefSeq, a predicted model, not a curated record